AUGUUUUUUCUCUUUUUAGAAGAAGAAAGUGAUCCUAGUGUAUAUGGAUAUUCAAACUAUGGUGGAUACGGAUAUGGACAAGGCUCCUCCUAUGGAAGUUAUGGAAAUGGGUAUGGAUAUAACGGUCACAAUGGACUAGGAUAUGGCGGAAAUAAGGUUUAUGGAGACCCCAGCUAUACAUACGGUCAUGCUGGAAGCAACUACGGAUAUAACGGAAACAGUGCUGGGUAUGGUGGAUAUGGUUACGGUUCAUACGGUGUAGUGUCUGGAAACUACGGUGGAAACGGCUACAGUGGUUACGGACACAAAGCAUAUGGUGACCCAACCUACUCAUACGGACUUGGAAGCAGUUAUGGCAGUUAUGGAAACUCUGGAUAUGGGAAUCAAGGAUUAUACGGUGCCGGAUACGGAAAUUACGCCGGACAUGGAUAUUCCGGAUACGGACACAAGGCAUAUGGUGAUCCAACCUACUCAUAUGGACUUGGAAGCAGUUAUGGCAGUUACGGAAACUCUGGGUAUGGAAAUCAAGGAUCAUACGGUGCCGGAUACGGAAACUAUGGAGGACAUGGUUAUGCCGGUUACGGUCAUAAAGCUUAUGGCGACCCAUCUUAUACCUAUGGAUAUGGUAAUUCCGGAUACACAGGUUAUGGAAGUACUGGAUACGGCAGCUAUGGUGGUUAUGGAUCAAACUAUGGUGGAUAUGGACAUAACGCUUAUGGAGAUGAGGAAUAA
Hydractinia symbiolongicarpus is the source of this 732-nucleotide messenger RNA. Its product is annotated as keratin-associated protein 19-2-like. Bases 1 to 732 code for a protein of 243 amino acids. The record is from RefSeq and is a predicted model, not a curated record. NCBI's taxonomy places the organism in Eukaryota, Metazoa, Cnidaria, Hydrozoa, Anthoathecata, Hydractiniidae. The transcript has a single exon.